GUUCCGAUAGAGUUACCCUCCCGUCCCGGGCCGUCCCGCGUUCGGGGCGAGCGCGGGUUCGAGGGCGGGGUGGCGGACAUGUUCUGGAAGGGCAGCGUCUCAGCCCGGGACUCUUUUGUGUUUCUUUCAGAGGAGGUGCUGUCGAGCCAUGCUGCUGCUCCUGAGGCCUCCAGCGCUGAGAACAUGCAGUGCCUAACGGUGACCAUCCUUCGAGGAAAGGAAGGCUACGGAUUCACCAUCUGCUCCGACUCCCCUGUGAGAGUGCAGGCUGUGGAUCCAGGUGGGCCAGCGGACCAGGCAGGACUGCAGCAGCUGGACACUGUCCUGCAGCUAAACGGCCAGCCUGUGGAGCAGUGGAAGUGUGUGGACCUCGCCCACGCCAUCAGAAACAGUCAUAAUGAGAUCACGGUGGUGGUGUGGCGCACUGGUCCGGCUGCCAAGCCCCAUUUCGAAGGGUUGAUCCACAGGCCCUCUUACAAAACUGCCCAAUACGACGCACCCUCGCCCCCCGCCCGGAGGCAGGACAACACCCCCCCAGUGCCGCCCCUCCCUGCCCAGCACCGGCAGGGCCGGCGAGGCCUGCUGAACGGGUGUGAGGGGGGCGGGUACGGGGGCAGGGCCUGGGGCGAGCGGCGGGACGAGACUGACGCCAAGGCACAGACGCAGACGCUCAAGGGCACCCGCGUGACCUCACCGGCCGGCGACAAGAACUACAUCAUCCUGGCCCCCAUCAACCCAGGAAGCCAGAUCCUGAGGCCUGUAUAUCAGGACAACCAUGCUACACUUGGGAGGAUGUACCACACUCGCACGACCAGCAGUGUCCAGCAGGGCGGCGGCAGUGGCGGUGGCGGCGGGGGGCUCCAAGGCAGGACUUCCUUCCUGAGACGGUCCCACAACAGCAAGACAUCCAAAGCGGCGCCCCCUACGGGCCACCCACAGAACCUCAACUACGCCAACUACCAGAACUGCACCAUCGUCCGGUCCCACUCCCCCCACGCCAACUACGGCACCUACGUCAAGCUGGCGCCUAAAAUCCUCAUCUUCCCCAUCUUCGUUCAGCCUCUGGACCUGUGCAGCCCCACCCGCUCCCUCGUGGUGUCCGAGGAGAUCGUCCUGCACGAGAGCAAGCACCUGUCCGUCAAGGUGACGGUGUUCGUCUACACGGACCUGAUGCUGGUGACCCGUGAGGACGAGCCGGGCCGGUGCAACGUCCUGCAGAACCCGCUCUUCCUCCAGCACCUCCGGCUGCAGGAUGAUCCCACGGACGCACUGAGGUUCUACGUCAUCCACAUGACAGAGAAGUGUGACUGCUUGUUGAGCCUGGAGGCGUACUCUCUGGAGCAGAAGAGGAGGCUGUUCCAGUGUCUGCGGGAGAACAUCGAGAAGCAGCUCCACCUGCAGCUCCAGCGCAGAGAAGGCCCCGCCCGCGGCGACCAGAUGCUGGAGCCUAAAGCUGACGAGCAGUGUGACCCAGGGGUGCACCACAGUACGACGGGGGAGGACCGCCCCCCCUGCAGCCCCUCUGAGCCCCCCCUGAUGGACAGCCCCCCACCCGAAGCCCUCACCCCCAUGGAGGAGGAGCUCAAGACCCCGCCCACCCCACCGCCCUCCACCGAGGGUGAGGACUGCAGGAGCGUGGAGGGGGGGCCCGACUCCUGGAAGGAGAAAGAGGAAGAGGAAGAGGAGGAGGAGAAGGAGGCGAAGGAGGAGGGCGAGGAAGAGGAACCGGAGGAGGAUGAGGAGGAGGAAGAGAGGCGGCAGACGGACGAGGACAAUGGCUCGGAGGCGGCGGAGGACGCCGGGGCCCCGCCCUCCUCCUCCUCCUCGUCCUUCGUCAUCCCCGAGCUCCGCCUGGACCGCUCCUUCAGCGCCGACGCCCUCUCCUCCGCGCCCACCGACGAAGACUACGAGGAAGACGACGAGGACGACGACGAAGACGAGGACGACGACGAGGAGGAAGACGAGGACGAGGAAGAGGAGGACAGCGACGACAACUACCUGGAGCGGAGCGGCAGCCAGCGGCGCGGCACGGCGGGGAUGGCGGGGGCGGCGGCGGCGGCGGCGUGCGAGCGGCACGGGGGCGGGCUGCGGGUGCAGAACUCGCUGCGGCGGCGCACGCACAGCGAGGGCAGCCUGCUGCAGGAGCCCCGCCCGCCCUGCUUCGCCUCGGACAACGCCAUCGACCGGCUGGACGCCGGCGCCGCCCCCAAGACCGGCUGGUCCCUGCCCUCGCCCCGCACCCUCAAGAAGGAGCUGACCAAGAACGGAGGCUCCAUGCACCAGCUCUGCAUGCUGCUCUCCGGCAGGAAGCUCAGCGGCGGCUCCGAGUGCAGCUGUGACCUCAGGCCCAGCGGAUCCAAGAAGAAGAGGAAGCCGAAGAACCUGGCCAAGGACAUGAAGAAUCGCCUGGCGUUCCUCAGGAGGAAGAGUGAGUCUCCUGGAAGCUCACCGGCUGGCAGGCUGGACAAGGUCAUGAAAUCCAUCAAGCCCGCCCCAGAAGACGCGCUCAAAUGGGGGGAGUCAUUGGAUAAGCUGCUGGUGCACAAAUAUGGCCUGGCUGCGUUUCGGGCGUUCCUGCGCACUGAGUUCAGCGAGGAGAACCUGGAGUUCUGGCUGGCGUGCGAGGAGUACAAGAAGAUCAAGUCCCAGUCCAAGAUGGCGUCCAAAGCCAAGAAAAUAUUCGGCGAGUACAUCGCCAUCCAGUCCUGCAAAGAGGUGAACCUGGACUCCUACACCCGGGAGCACACCAAGGACAACCUGCAGGACAUCACGCGGUCCAGCUUCGACCUGGCCCAGAAGCGCAUUUACGGACUCAUGGAGAAGGACUCCUACCCCCGCUUCCUCCGCUCGGAGCUCUACAUGGACUUAGUCAACCAGAAGAAGGCCAGCUCCACGUCCACGUCGUCGACGUCGUCGUAAAACGAAAAAAAAAACAAAAAGACUGAAAGGACAGAUACGGACUCGAGAAGCCGGAGGGCCUCGGCUAGCGCUCUGUCGCCCGCUCGUUUUUCGUUUCGUUUCGUUUGUUUUUUUUUGUUCGAUCCAUCCCGUCGACAUCCCGGUUUUGAAAUGGAAGGUUGGCGGACGCACUGAAGAAAGCGGGGACAGGGUGCUGUUUACACGGAGAGGGCGGGGGGUUGUCCCGGAGGAGCCCCGGCGUUUCGGGGCUCCCUCGUCCGGACGGCGCGCGGGAGCGCUAGCCCGCCGCUAUUCGCUAUUAGCUAUGUUAAUAUUAUUGCUAUUGUUCUUAUUUAAGUUUCUUUCCGGACGUACUGGAGAAUGGAGGAGGAGGUCCCCCGGCCCCUAAAAGACGUGAACAGUCCGGUACUGUUUUUUUUUCGGAUGGCCCCCACCUCCUCCUCCUUUGGGACCUGUUCAAACACUGGUACAACAGCGAUCCCGUUUUUACAUCCCCCACGCCCCCGUGCCUGUGGCACUGUUUCUUUGCUGCUUGCAGCAGGGAAGGUUAAGGGGGGGGAUGUCUGCUUGAUUAACUCAGCAGAAGUAGUUUUUUUUAUUUCUUUCUUUUUCUUUUUUUGGCCACCGAUACACGCACGCCCAUAUCCCAGCAUGCACUUCCUCUACCCGUCGCUCCUUUGCCCGAAGAAUGAGAAGGAAAAAAAGAAACAGCUGAGACGUCGCAGAGAGGCGGGAAUGUUAAAAAAAAAAAGACAUUCGGAACCCAAACUGCGGAAAGGCGCGAACGCACUGCCUGCGCCCCUCCUGCCUCCUGGUUCUGACCCGUCCGGAGGCGACCCGCUGGCCGUCUCCGAAAGUCGUGUUCUGUAGAGCAGUUCAUCGUAGCCACGCCAGGACUGGGCCAGACUGUCUCCUCGGGACAUUAAACACACCCAUGAAGCUUGCUCUUUUUUUGUGUUACACAACUUUUUUUUAUUUUAUAUUAUGAUAAUUUUUUCUACAUUUGAAAUGUUGUGUUUAUUUGUUGUUCUCUUUCGAAACCUGCACUCUGUCGUAGCCGGGUAAAUCCCAGUUGUCAGGGGGAGGGAGGGUGGGGGUUGCCCUCUUCUUUUGAAAUGAGAGAGACUGCUUUACUUGUACAAAAAAGGUUUCCACAAUAUUUAUUUUCACACUUCUGAAGGCUUCUCUCAUUGGCUGAAAGCUCUUCUCUCCCCAGCCAACCACAAAUCGGGGCCAGCGGGGCCCUGGCUUCAAGUGCAAUAUUUUGUUUUUCCCCCCGUGGAUAAAUUUUUUUUUUUCUUUUACAUUUUAUUUUUUUUGAGCUAGACAAUGGAUUAAGCUGUGUAUUAACGUUAUUCGUUAGAGUUUCGAAUUCUGCUUGUGUGUCAACUCGACGGCGAAAAAGAAAGAAAAGGUUUAAAAGUUUGUUCAUUCUAACGUUGUGAGCCACCGGCAGCUGGCAGUCGGGGGUUUCAAGGUUGUAAAUAUAAUUCUUAAGAAAACAAUGGAAAAUAAAUAAAAAUAAAUAAAUACAAAAACACAAAUGAGAUUUCAUAAUUGUAACAUAAAUAUUGGGUUGUAACUAUGUAAAUAUCUGGAGAGCUGGAGCUAAGAGACGGGGUGGGCGUGGCCCUCCUCGUCCGGGUCACGCUCUGCUUGUGCGUUGUCGUGGGAACUUAUCAUUUCCACUGUUUACAAUUCAGAGCAUCUCCUGAGGUAGUGAGGGGAAAAAAAGAGAUUUGGUGUCAUUGCUACAGGUAAAUAAAACAACCAACCGAUAAAUGAUAA
Messenger RNA from Anguilla rostrata (American eel), 4707 nucleotides. RefSeq names its product regulator of G-protein signaling 3-like. Gene Ontology annotation, cellular component: plasma membrane; nucleus. Gene Ontology annotation, molecular function: protein binding. The record is from RefSeq and is a predicted model, not a curated record. NCBI's taxonomy places the organism in Eukaryota, Metazoa, Chordata, Actinopteri, Anguilliformes, Anguillidae. The transcript has 16 exons. The coding region runs from base 79 to 2919 and encodes 946 amino acids.